CAGGUCACUUUCAACAUGGAGAGUGGAGCAGGGAAGCAUUGGACUGAGGAGGAGGUUAAAGCCUUGUUAAGCGUCUGGUCAGAAAAAAAUAUCAGAAAGCAACUGCACGGCACCCUGAGGAAUAAAGGAAUAUUUAUCUACAUUGCUAAAAGGUUGCAGGAGUUGGGAGUGUGCAGGGACUGGAAACAGUGCCGUGCAAAGUACAAAAACCUGAAGUACGAAUACAGAACGGUUAAAUAUGCCCACAACUCUGGGGAUGUCACUAAAAGCAUGAAGUUUUUCCAUGACCUGGAUGCCAUAUUGCGAUAUGAGCCUGUCACACAAUUAGCAGCAGAAGAAAACGGCAGGUGUUCUGCGACUGAGACGCAGCUGAACACAAGCCCCACAACAGACAGCAUGCAAGGUGAAGUAUCAGUUUCUUUAGAAGAUGAUGAGGAGGCUCCAGGAGAUCCACUACUUUUUAUAUCUCAUGCCAGACCAGUUCAACUAGGUAAUCCAGCGUCAGCAGUAGAGGCUUCCAAACCACCGGCUUUUAUUCCUACAGUAGCAAAUGAAGGAGGAAAACAUUGGACUGUUAAUGAAGUCAGAGCUUUGAUACGCAUAUGGUCAGACAAAAAUAUCCAGCAACAACUGGAAGGGACAGUGAGAAAUAAAAGAAUAUUUGAACAAGUUGCUGCUAGACUUCAGAAGUUUGGAAUUGACAGGGACUGGAAGCAGUGCAGGACAAAAUACAAAAACCUGAAACAUGAAUACAAGAGUGUAAAAAGUGCCCAAGACUCAGGGAGUACAAGUAAAAGUAUGAAAUUUUUUAAUGAACUGGAUGCUAUUCUGGGGCACUGCACCAUGGAACAAGCAAGUAAAUCAGAUAAUGAUGAAAGCGAGAGGCCUCCAGAAUGGACAGAAGCAAAAUCAGAAAAGGAUUCCAUAGAAAUGCCUGGAGACACAGGUGAAGAGGACUCUGUAAGUAAUAUGUCAGAAGACCUACAGGUUGCAGAUGUAAAGAAAGUUUCUGCUUCAGAAAUCCUUGAAGAUGAGGGGGACUUUGCCAACUCCACCCCAGCAGCUCUGGAAGCUACACAAAUAAAGAAGGAGACGAUUGAUAUAGAUGAUGAUUCUAUAAGCACUACCUCAGAAGACAGAUCUUGUACGCCAGUAGCAAAACAGAUGGUUGGGACAGACAAUCACAUUCCCUUGGAAGAAGCACAAAAUCACUUUAAAGUUAUUACAGUUAAUGAUACUGGAGCAGGAAAACAUUGGAGUGAUAAUGAAGUUAGGGCUCUGAUAAACAUAUGGUCAGAUGAAAAGAUACAACAAAUGCUUGAAGGGGCCACAAGAAAUAAAGAAAUAUUUGAGGAAAUUGCCAGAAGGUUAAUGAAACGUGGUAUAGACAGAGACUGGAAACAAUGUCGCACAAAGUACAAGAACCUAAAAUAUGAAUACCGUGCACUGCAGAAAGAAAAUGAGCAUCUUGGAAAUCCCAGGAGAAAAAUGAGAUUUUAUGAUGAAGUUGACUGUAUCUUAAGAAGACAGACUUUGGGAACCUCAGGCUGGGGAUGUGAAAGCUCAAGUCUCCUAUCAGUUUCAGUGGGAGAUGCUACAUCAAACACAGGAUCUUUGAGUAUCAAGAGGAAAACAUGGAAUGAUGAAGUGUCACCUGUUCCACUUAAGAAAAGUGCUUCUGAAAACACCAUACUCCACUUCCAAAAACUGCUAACAGAGAGAGUGCACACGGUAACAGAAGGCAAAAAGUUUCUGUUUGAAAGACUUUGUAAGCAGGAAGAAAUGCAAGACCUCAACAGAACACAGCUGUAUGCUGAUCCAUCAGCUAUACAACAGGUGCCCGCGCCCGCUCCCGCCGCAGCCAUGGCCCCCGCAGCAUCAGACCUGAAACUUGGCAAAAAAGUUAAUGAAGGUAAAACGAAAGAAGUGUACGAGCUGCCAGAUAUCCCGGGAUGUGUUCUCAUGCAGUCAAAAGACCAAAUAACGGCGGGAAAUGCAGCCAGGAAGGACCGAAUGGAAGGGAAGGCUGCCAUUUCCAACACAACAACUAGCUGUGUGUUUCAGCUGCUUCAGGAAGCUGGAAUCAAAACAGCUUUUGUCAGGAAACAGAGUGACACAGCAUUCAUAGCAGCUCACUGUGAAAUGAUCCCAAUUGAGUGGGUGUGCAGAAGAAUUGCUACUGGCUCCUUCCUCAAGAGAAACCCUGGGGUCAAAGAAGGAUAUAAGUUUUACCCACCCAAAAUUGAGAUGUUUUACAAGGAUGAUGCUAAUAAUGAUCCACAGUGGUCUGAGGAGCAAAUAAUUGAAGCAAAAUUCUGUUUUGCUGGACUUACUAUUGGCCAGACUGAAGUGGAUAUUAUGUCUCGUUCUACUCAAGCCAUUUUUGAGAUCCUGGAAAAAGCAUGGCAGCCCCAAAACUGCACUCUUGUAGACCUGAAGAUUGAAUUUGGUGUUAAUGUGCUGACAAAAGAAAUUGUUCUUGCUGAUGUCAUUGACAAUGAUUCAUGGAGACUGUGGCCAGGAGGAGACAGAAGCCAGCAGAAGGACAAACAGUCCUAUCGGGACCUGAAAGAAGUGACUCCUGAAGCACUGCAAAUGGUUAAGAGAAACUUUGAAUGGGUUUCAGAAAGAGUGGAGUUGCUUCUAAAAACAAAGAGCCAAGGUAGAGUUGUGGUGUUAAUGGGAUCUUCUUCUGACCUCAGUCACUGUGAAAAAAUAAAAAAGGCAUGUGCAACCUUUGGAAUUCCUUGUGAAUUAAGAGUGACCUCUGCUCACAAAGGGCCAGAUGAAACCCUGAGGAUCAAAGCAGAAUAUGAAGGAGAUGGAAUCCCAACAGUGUUUGUUGCAGUAGCUGGCAGAAGCAAUGGUUUGGGGCCAGUAAUGUCUGGUAACACUGCUUACCCAGUUGUCAACUGCCCUCCACUCUCAGCUGACUGGGGUACUCAGGAUGUGUGGUCCUCUCUCAGACUACCCAGUGGUCUUAGCUGUCCUACUACUCUGUCACCUGAAGCAGCUGCCCAGUUUGCGGCCCAGAUAUUUGGGUUAAACAACCAUUUAGUGUGGGCCAAACUGCGAUCAAACCUGUUGAACACCUGGAUCUCCUUGAAGCAGGCUGACAAAAAACUUAGAGAAUGCUCCUUGUAAGUCACACUAACAAGUAACUAUUAUUAGUUACGCAGUGAUAAUGGCGUGUGCGUAUUCAUUCAUGUUAGGAUUUACCCUUGGAUGAGCUCAAAAAGUCCUGCAUCAUUUCUUGCAGAAGAAAGCAUUGUUAGAGCAGAAGAGGAAGUCUGUUGUGUAGUCAUCCUUCCCUUGUGUAUUUUUUUAAUAUAACAACUAAAUAGAGAUGGGGAAGUAGUAUUUUAGGUAUGUCUUUCUGUUGCUCCAGAAUGGUGCUGUUCUGCUUUUAGUCUAUCCUGUUAACUACUAUGUCAAGAGAAUGAUAGAAUGAUUUGGUGUGAUCUAAAUAGAAUUCAACUAGUCUUCUGCAUUUCUGUAACAGUAACAUUCUCCCAUAGUAUUAAUGUAUGUCUUGAACCUUAUUAACUGAACUGGACUGCUGCCUAAAGCCAGUGUUGAUGGUGUUCCUGCUUGCAAUGAUGGCAUGCUUUCUUUAGCAAUAAAAUGGCAAUAUAUGCUGUAUUAAUAGGAAAAGAGUGUGGAAAAAUGUUUAAAGAGCCUGAAAUAAAUACAUGCCUUAUUUUAAAAAAUGUAUAUACAUACACGUAUCUUUUUAAAAAAUGUGUGUGUAUAUUUACCCCAUUGAUAUCUUUUGGAAUGAUGUGAUGAAAUUGACACCAAUUUGCUUGUUCAUAACAAGCUAUAAAUACAAAUGGCUUGAGUGGCCUGUAACUUGGCUUGUUGCCCGUUUGCUCUAACUCUUGCCUAGUCCAGGCUUUGUCCUUUUAAAUACUAGGCAGAUCUACCUUCAGUAGUCCUAUAGGGCCUGUGUGGUGAUGUUGGACUGUCUUCAUACACUUCAAUAACUGUAGCUAUUCUAUGUCUGUAUUUCCUCACUCUGUUUCUGUGGAAAUUUUACUGAACUGAACAGGGGAACAAAUAAUAAAGCAACAAACCACUGGGGGGAAAUCUAAGCAUGACUUUCUUGUCUUUGCACACACUGGUCUCCUGAGUAGGUAAGAUUCUAACAAAUAUGCAAUUACUCAAAAUAUGUAACACCUAUGCUUUUACAAUUACAAAUAAACUAUUGAAUGCGAA
Molecule: messenger RNA, 4218 nt
Organism: Corvus hawaiiensis (hawaiian crow)
Lineage: Eukaryota; Metazoa; Chordata; Aves; Passeriformes; Corvidae
Gene: PAICS
Product: phosphoribosylaminoimidazole carboxylase and phosphoribosylaminoimidazolesuccinocarboxamide synthase
Exons: 18
Coding region: 16-3144 (1042 amino acids)
Biological process (GO): 'de novo' IMP biosynthetic process
Molecular function (GO): phosphoribosylaminoimidazolesuccinocarboxamide synthase activity
Source: RefSeq, a predicted model, not a curated record